Entamoeba invadens IP1 is the source of this 645-nucleotide messenger RNA. RefSeq lists its product as hypothetical. The transcript has a single exon. Lineage: Eukaryota; Evosea; Mastigamoebida; Endamoebidae. Gene Ontology annotation, molecular function: hydrolase activity, acting on glycosyl bonds. The record is from RefSeq and is a predicted model, not a curated record. The coding region runs from base 1 to 645 and encodes 214 amino acids.
AUGUUAACGUUGAUUUUGUUGUGUCUAAUAUCAACCUCGUACUCAGCCAACAACUUUUUACCAAAUCCUUCCUUUGAGGAAGGUUCAGGUACUACCAUCACCGGGUGGUCCAUCUAUGGAGGUCAAUGUGAGUUGACCACGGCUACUGCCCAUACUGGAAAGCAGUCAGUACAUUGUAAAGAUACCAAAACCGAUUCAGCUACUGGAAUUAUUACUUACACAAGUAACCUCAUCCCUGGCAUUUACUACAACAUUUCAGUUUACAUCAAAAUGAGCAAUGUUCAAAACGGAUAUCUCUUGAUGUUUGCUGAGUCCAUGAAUUACAUUUAUGGCGUUUAUUUGAACUCCAACUCAAACGAAGUGUGCAAGACUGGAACAUGUAAUGAUAAGUGGUAUCAGUUCACUGCUCCUUCUGAAAUGUCUUUCCAACAGCAAAGAUACACAAUUCAAGUCAACUUGCGACCAGACAAGGGAAUUGGUGAGUACUGGAUAGACGAUUUCACUCUUAUUCCUGUCGAGAAGGAUGUUUUAGUCGCAAUAGAUCCAAUUACAUGGAGACAAGAAGCUUAUGAAGACCCAUUUGAAAUCAGGGUUGGUCUUAACACAAUAAGAACGACAUUGAAAACGGCGCCUAUCUGGACUUGA